GAAAGAGUUCAGGUGUUGGAGGUUGGCCAAAGGUGUCGAACCCGGCGAGGGAAAGUGAUCAAAUAUGCAUUCAUAUUUCCUUCUGUGUAUCUGCGUAAAUAAAGAAGGUUGUGGAUACGGAGGAUUGUCAGUGGAUGCUCCUGAAAAUUCCCGCAUAAAUGAAAACUCCGGAACAUCGAAAAUGCGACGGUGCCAUCAGUGAAAAGUUCGCACAAAUGCUUGUGGCUGACCGUGGCUGACGACGCAGAUAUAGAGAUGGAGGGUCAGCCCGAGGACAAGAUGGCGGUGGAGGGCAAGCCGUGGCUGGACGUAUCUCUGAAUCCCGACGGAGCCGAGGACGACGCCAGCAGGAGUAGCCAGGAGGACUCACUCAGAGACAACUGGAGCAGCAAGUGGGACUACAUCCUGUCGGUCAUCGGGCUUACCAUCGGCCUCGGGAAUGUGUGGCGGUUCCCUUAUAUUUGCUACAUGAACGGAGGAGGUGCGUUCCUGGUGCCUUACCUGCUGAUGCUCGUCCUGGUGGCCCUCCCACUGUUCCUGCUGGAGUCUGCCAUCGGCCAGUUCAGUUCCUCCAGUUGCAUCGGCAUCUUCUCGGCGUGUCCUGUCUUCAGAGGCGCCGGCAUAGCAGCGACCAUCGUGAACUUCCUUCAGACGGGAUACUACACUACGUUAGUUGCGUAUCCGCUGCUCUUCGUCUACCACUCACUCAGGAGGGAGCUGCCCUGGACCUCCUGUGAUAACGAAUGGAACACGGAACACUGCACGAGGACCAGAGCCGAUUUCGUGGAAAACAAGACAGAGAACGGGACACAGACAGUCGUGUCUUCUGCUGACGAAUUCUUUCACAACGAAGUCCUCAGGAUCAGCAGCGGCGUGGGCGAGGUGGGCGGGCUCGUGUGGCCGGUCGUGGGCGCCGUUCUCUUCACGUGGUUCAUCAUCUUCCUCGCCAACUUCAAGGGCGUGAGGGUGCUGGGGAAGCCACCAGAGUCAUCUCUAGCUGGUACCACCGUGGUGCCAGUGGAUCGUGGUAUCAUUCACUACUUUUGGGAAUGGGUGCUUCUGUUACUCAGUGAAUUCUUGUUGAGAGUGGUCGCUCUCAUGGCAUGUCAAGUUAAAUCCAUUUGUGUUCCAGCUGAACUAGCAAUCAAGUCACUAUUAGUAUAUCCCUUUCACUAUCCUUACAGCCUUGAUGUAUCAUCAUUGAUUCCCUCGAAGUCUAUUAUCAAAGGUCCUAUAAUAGGCUUGAUCUUGGCAUCCUCUCAGGGAAAUCAGGCAAUUUUUCACGCCUUCUGUGGAACUGAGAUUAGGGUUUUCCAGGGUGAUACAAGCCAAGGAACUAUUACUGUUAACUGGUUGAGUGGUCAUAAGGCGCAUGACACUGCAGGCAGGUAUACGCUCUUGUGUGCUGCUGAACAUCGACGCUUACACCACAUUCCUCCCUCUUCCUUCCUCCCUAACCGGUUCGAUUCCCUCCCUCAGGUGUGGGCAGCGGCGGCCGUCCAGAUCUUCUUCUCCAUGACUCCGGGCUACGGCGUUCUCACCACGAUGAGUUCACACAACAAAUUCCGGAGCAGCAGCAUGAGAACGGCGAAGAUCGUGCCCAUUGUGUGUGCCAUGACUUCGAUCUUCGUUGGGUUUGUGGUAUUCUCAGUCCUCGGUUUCAUGGCACACCGCUUGGGCACGACCGUGGACAAGGUCACUGCUGCGGGGUCUGGGUUAGCUUUCAUCAUCUACCCCGAGGCGCUGUCCCUGAUGCCUCUCGCUCCUCUCUGGUGUGUCCUCUUCUUCCUCAUGCUCUUCUUCGUGGGCAUCGACUCCUGCUUCGGCGUCGUGGAAAGUCUCCUGACGGUCGUUACCUCAGAGUUUCCCCAAAUCCGGAGCUGGCGAGGCUGUGUCACAUUCGUCAUUUGUUCUGUCAUAUUCCUCGGCAACGGCGUUAUCUACUCGCAGGCGGGGAUAUACUGGCUUACCCUCGUCGACUGGUACGUGUCUUCCUUCACCGCCACGCUCAACUGCCUCUGCGAGCUGCUGGUCUUCUCGUUCAUAUACGGUGUCGGAAGAACAAUUCGUGACCUGCAGAUGAUGACGAACAAAACCGUCAGCUAUUUCUGGUACGCGACGUGGCUGGUAAUUACCCCCGUCCUGACAGUGGCCAUCUUCGUGAAUAUGGUCCUGAACUACGGCCCCGCCAGCUACGACGGCAGGAGGCUCCCCGACUGGGCGCAGGGCGUCGGCUGGCUCACCGCCUUCGCCUCCAUCCUCGCCAUCCCCGGCUACUUCGUCUACUACCUCGCCGUCCACACCAAAGGCUCCGUCGCGCAGCGUCUGACGCAGGGCCUGUCGCCCACAGCCGCGUGGGGUCCGGCUGAGGAGGAAUGCCGUGCGCACUGGGAGCGAUACUGCGCCCAGCAUCCCCUCCGGCACCGCCUCCUGUACCCCAACAGUUCCGGGGCAGCUCUCUCUCUGCCCGAAGUUGUUCCUCUGGGCAGGCCAUAACACUGGGGAGGAACAGCGACAUUGAUCGUUAUUUUAAAAGCUCGAUCUAUUAUGUUUCCCAAGCUCUCUGUGCGGUACAGUCGGGUAAUGCGGCUGCAGUGACCGAGAAACGGGCGUCCUGUAUAUAGUUUGCGUGUCAUGUUCUGGCCAGACGACGGACAGGCCAACGAGAAGUAUUUAGUAUUACAGUGGAAAGCGGUGUGAUUUUAUACUGCUUCUUGCGCAUAAUCCUUGCUCUUUGCGAUGAAGGCAAGUAAAGCUAUAUUUUUAAAGCUGAAAGUAAUUAUAUAUAUUUUUUCUUGUGUAAUGCAUAGCAAUUGUGAUUUACUUUCGGUUGAAUACAUUUCUGCCUAACCGGCAAUAGUAUCUUUUGUUAGGACUGGGCCUAAUAAAUUUUCUAGGAUGAAAGUAACUCAGGAAAAUUUCCGUCUCUUUAGCAAUCAAUCCAAUCAGUUUUAAACAACAUUUUAUGUCUGAAUUUCACGGUUAUGGUGCAUCAUAGCACCCUCACAUAGUCGUGAGAUUCAGGGUGUGGUUUAAAAUACCCUCAAAGCACUGCAGUUGCCAUAUAAUCUGAUUUAUUUUGAACACUGUCUUGAGCCGAACUGGUGUAUGGUACAAAAAUGCUUUUUGAUAGAGUUUUUUUUCUCCCUUAUAACGAAUCUCUUGUUAGGCUCUCCAAAUUCUGAUAGUAUUAUUACGAAAUUUAGAUAGAGAUUGGAAAUACUAAAUUAAUAUUUUUUGGGUAUUGCACGGCAGACUGUCAUAUCAUACAAUACUAUUUAAGUGUAUUUGGUCAGUGAUGAAAGUCUGGUAUUAGAACUUAGGAUGAGUGCAAAAAAGUUCCUAUAAUUUGGACAAUAACACAGACUUAAUAGAUUUAGAAACUUCCUUAUUAAGCAAUGCAAGUAGAUGCUAAGUUAAACUUUCUGACAUAGUUUUAAGUUUGUACUAAGUUUUAGAUUAAGUUCCAAAAUUGCUUUCAGCUGGACUGGUGUGAUAUACAGCCAUAUCUUUGAUAUAGAUUUUCAAACAAUACCACUGUGCAUUUGUUUGUACAGCUGUAAUAUUAUCCAUGUUAUCAAGAUUUCAAAGAAUGUACUUCCAAUUUACAACUGCCAUCAGUAAUGACAUAUGGCCUCAAGUGAAUGAUUCUGUACAAUGGACGGCAUAGUAUUUUCACGUACUGUGAUACUGAAGAACAGACGAUAGAGUCAAUUGCAAAACAACACGUAAUAAAAAUGCACACACACACACACACACACACACACACACACACACACACACACACACACACACACACACGCACACACACACACACACACACACACACACACACACACACACACACACACACACACACACACACACACACACACACACACACACACACACACACACUGUCACUCUCCGUUUUCUCUCUCUCUCCCCCCUCUCUCUCUCUCUCACUCCCCCCCAUCUCUCUCUCUCUCUCUCUCUCUCUCUCUCUCUCUCUCUCUCUCUCUCUCUCUCUCUCUCUCUCUCUCUCUCUCUCUCUCUCUCUCUCUCUCUCAUCCCCACACACACACACUGCUGACUCGGCGCUCUACAACCAACUGUUCGUAUCUUCACUUCCGUCUUUAUAUACUUAACUAAAAAAAAACAUAAUAUUUUAAGAAUAUGAAAUGACCUUUUAUAUAAAUCUCAAUUCAUUUCUUGUUCUUUUGAAUUUCAAAUAAAGAAGGUAUUUUGA
This is a messenger RNA of Penaeus indicus, 4228 nucleotides long. Its product is annotated as sodium-dependent proline transporter-like. The coding region runs from base 256 to 2496 and encodes 746 amino acids. Gene Ontology annotation, cellular component: plasma membrane. The transcript is spliced from 18 exons. The record is from RefSeq and is a predicted model, not a curated record. Lineage: Eukaryota; Metazoa; Arthropoda; Malacostraca; Decapoda; Penaeidae. Gene Ontology annotation, biological process: sodium ion transmembrane transport.